AUGGCUGAAUUGGGUCAGAAUCUCCCCAUGGAGAGCUCUCGAGAAGAUCAGCAGAAGAGACAAGGAACAAGAGUAUUCAAGAAGAGCAGCCCAAAUGGAAAAAUAACAACAUACCUUGGCAAACGAGAUUUUAUUGAUCACCUGUCUCAUGUAGAUCCCAUCGAUGGUGUUAUCCUUGUGGAUCCAGAGUAUCUCAAAGAGAGGAAGGUAUUUGCUCAUAUCUUGGCUGCCUUUCGCUAUGGUCGUGAAGAUCUGGAUGUUUUGGGACUUACUUUCAGAAAGGAUCUUUAUUUAUCCUCAAUGCAGGUUUACCCACCAGUGCAAGAUGGCAAGGAAUCCAAACCACUUACCAGACUUCAGGAGAGGUUGAUAAAAAAGCUGGGACCAAAUGCCUUCCCGUUUUGUUUUGAACUACCACCAAAUUCGCCAGCUUCUGUUACACUACAGCCUGCACCCGGUGAUACUGGCAAGCCUUGUGGAGUUGAUUAUGAGCUGAAGACAUUUGUGGCUGACAAUAUUGAUGAAAAACCACAUAAAAGAAAUUCAGUACGGUUGGCUAUCCGUAAGCUGACUUAUGCACCAGAAGAACCGGCACCCCAGCCCAAUGCUGAAGCUGUAAAAGAUUUCAUUAUGAGCCCAGGGAGUAUUCGUCUGGAGGCAUCCCUUGACAAAGAGAAAUAUUACCAUGGUGAGAGCAUUGCUGUGAAUGUGCUAGUUGACAACAACACCAAUAAAACAGUGAAGAAAAUUAAAAUAUCAG
This is a messenger RNA of Candidula unifasciata, 760 nucleotides long. Lineage: Eukaryota; Metazoa; Mollusca; Gastropoda; Stylommatophora; Geomitridae. The record is from the annotation of a GenBank genome assembly.